AUGAUCCUUCCUUGCGCUUUCAACGGUAAAGUGUUGCUGGCCAAGUUGGCUCGCGAUUCUCAUUACACAAAAGUGAACACCGACACCACCACUUCGCUCCUCCGAGCUUCUCGCUCCAAGCUUGCUUCCUCUACCUCGGCUUCUGUUUCUAGAACCUUCUCUCGCUCUGUUCCUCGUGGAUCACCCGGCUCCUCCCCCGCCGUGCGCUCCUUCGGCUCCGCCGUUCCGCGAUGGAGCCACGGCGUUGAUUGGCGUUCCCCGCUCGGCCUCCGCCCGCAGAUCAGAGCCGUUGCUCCCCUCAUCGAACGCUUUCACCGCAGGAUCGCCACUAGUGGUACUUUACUGCUCUCUCCCGCCAUAUUGGAGCUCUGUUCCUUUUUAUCUGCUUCGCUUAGCUGA
Molecule: messenger RNA, 399 nt
Organism: Sphenostylis stenocarpa
Lineage: Eukaryota; Viridiplantae; Streptophyta; Magnoliopsida; Fabales; Fabaceae
Source: the annotation of a GenBank genome assembly